ACCCCCAGAGAGACAAGCUGCUCAGAAAGGGGCAGGGACUUGCCCAGGUUAUGAGAGCCCCCAGCAGUGCCUUUCACAAAGCACUGAGGCUUCCACCCCAUGCCAGGGUCAUGGUCUUUAUUUUCGGGGAAGUCCUGGCCAGAGGGGGCAGCUCUUAGCUGAGGCAGGAGCUGUGGGGCCUCCUCUCUGACCCUGCCUCCAGCUCCUCUCCUGACUUCACGGGUGAGGCACCCAAGACUUUAGGGUCAGGGAGGGGCCCCUCCCCAGUAUCAGCCAGCGUCUGGGACUGGAGUUGGGGUUCAAUGUCUGCAUAGCCCCACCACCCCGAAUCUGAGGCAGAACCUGGCCUCUCUCCCACCCCUGCCCAUCUCUCUUCCCUCCACACAGUGAUCAGCCACACAUGAGGUCAGAUCCUGACCCCAGUGAAGGUCUCUGGGCUUGUUUCCUUGGCUGUAAGCCGAAGACAGUGACAGGUUCUGUCACAAGGUUGUUAGUGUUUGAGGAGCACACAUCUUAGAGCACAGUGCCCGGCCCACGGGAAGCACUUGACCAACACUGGGGGCAGCAGGGCUGAGGACAGCCUCCCCAGGGCACUGCUGCUCCCGCCCGCAGCCUCCCUGCCUGCAAACCGGGCUGCUGCUUGGAGGAGCUGGGAACUCAGAGCCUGACUCUCUGGGUCCAAUUGGAAUUGUCAGCUGAGUGGGGAGGGGUAACCCCCACACCCUUAAGAGACCAGGGCACCUUCCCAUCUUCCAGGGAGAAGUGCACCUGUCUGGCCUGCCUUGUCUCAUCGCCCUUCCCACUUGUGAAGUUGGGGAUGGUGCGGUCCUGCCAUGAGCUCCUACCCCAUCUGGGAGGACUUCAACUCCAAGGCCACGAAGCUGCAUUCUCAGCUGAGAACGACUGUGCUGGCUGCUGUGGCCUUCCUGGAUGCCUUCCAGAAAGUGGCUGAUAUGGCCACCAACACCCGAGGGGCCACGCGGGACAUCGGCUCGGCGCUCACGCGCAUGUGCAUGCGCCACCGCAGCAUCGAGACCAAGCUGCGACAGUUCACCAACGCCCUGCUGGAGAGUCUCAUCAACCCGCUGCAGGAGCGCAUCGAGGACUGGAAGAAGUCAGCCAACCAACUGGACAAAGACCAUGCGAAAGAGUACAAGCGCGCGCGCCACGAGAUCAAGAAGAAGUCGUCGGACACACUGAAGCUGCAGAAGAAGGCGCGCAAAGAGCUACUUGGGAAAGGUGACCUGCAGCCCCAGCUGGACAGCGCCCUGCAGGACGUCAACGACAUGUACCUGCUGCUGGAGGAGACAGAGAAGCAGGCGGUGCGCCGGGCCCUGAUUGAGGAGCGUGGCCGCUUCUGUACCUUCAUCACUUUCCUGCAGCCGGUGGUGAAUGGUGAGCUGACCAUGCUGGGGGAGAUCACCCACCUGCAGGGCAUCGUCGACGACCUGCUGGCACUGAGCGCCGAGCCUCACAAACUGCCCCCCGCCAGCGAGCAGGUGAUCAAAGACCUGAAGGGUUCAGACUACAGCUGGUCCUACCAGACUCCCCCCUCGUCGCCCAGCAGCAGCAGCUCCCGCAAGUCCAGCAUAUGCAGUGCCCCUAGCAGCAGCAGUGCCAAGGGUGGCAGAGCCCCGUGGCCUGGGGGUGCCCAAACAUACUCACCCAGUUCCACCUGUCGCUACCGCAGCCUGGCGCAGCCAGCCUCCACCGCGGCCCGCCUCUCCAGCGUCUCCUCCCAUGACUCUGGCUUCGUCUCCCAGGAUGCCACCUAUUCCAAGCCCCCCUCGCCCAUGCCUUCAGACAUCACCAGCCAGAAGUCCUCCAGCUCCGCGUCCUCCGAGGCCUCAGAGACCUGCCAGUCCGUUAGCGAGUGCAGCUCCCCCACCUCGGACUGGGCCAAGGCCGGCCCUCAUGAGCAGUCUGCUGGCACCAGCCUGCAGCGAAGAAGGGACCGUGUGGAGCUCCUCAGAGACUCAGAGCCCGGCCCCGCUGGCGGGGGCACCGUGGGGCCCGGCGGGGAGGAGGUGCCCCGGGCCAGGAUGUCCCCUGCCACUAUCGCAGCCAAGCACGGUGAGGAGGUGUCCCCCGCGGCCAGUGACCUGGCCAUGGUGCUGACCCGCGGCCUGAGCCUGGAACACCAGAAGAGUAGCCGGGACUCGCUGCAGUACUCCAGCGGCUACAGCACGCAGACCACCACGCCCUCCUGCUCCGAGGACACCAUCCCCUCCCAAGGCUCGGACUACGACUGCUACUCGGUGAACGGGGACGUGGACAGCGAGGGCCCGCCUGAAUUCGACAAGUCGUCCACCAUCCCCCGCAACAGCAACAUCGCCCAGAACUACCGCCGCCUGAUCCAGACCAAGCGCCCGGCCUCCACGGCAGGGCUGCCCACCGCCUCGGGCACCGGCCUGCCCUCCGGGGCACCGCCGGGCGUGGCCACCAUCCGCCGCACGCCCUCCACCAAGCCCACCGUGCGCCGCGCGUUCUCCAGCGCCGGCCCCAUCCCCAUCCGGCCGCCCAUCGUGCCCGUGAAGACGCCCACUGUGCCCGACUCACCUGGCUACGCGGGGCCCACGCGGGCGGGCAGCGAGGAGUGUGUCUUCUACAGCGACGAGGCCGCCUCGCCCCUGGCCGGGGACCUGGCCAAGGCCUCCCCGAAGAGGCUCAGCCUGCCCAACACGGCCUGGGGCAGCCCCACCCCGGAGGCAGGCGGCUACGCGGGGCCGGGGCACGAGGAGGACGACGAGCAGCAGCAGCAGCAGCUGGCCGCCAACCGGCACAGCCUGGUGGAGAAGCUCGGGGAGCUGGUGGCGGGCGCCCACGCGCUGGGCGAGGGCCAGUUCCCCUUCCCCACGGCGCUGGCGGCCACCCCGGCCGAGGAGACCCCCACCCCGCCCCCUGCCGCCACCGGCGACCCUCCGGCUGAAGACAUGCUGGUGGCCAUCCGGCGCGGGGUGCGCCUCCGCAGGACCGUCACCAACGACAGGUCGGCGCCCCGCAUCUUGUGACGGCGCCUCCCCGGCUCUGGCCUCGCUGAGGCCCGUGGCCCAGCGUGCUGGGCGCAGCUCCGACGAAGUCACAGGUGAAACCACUCGAUGGAAUGACACCCAGCUGAGACGCCAGCGGGGAAACAACAGGAAGUGACGUCCUUAACUCGUCGGCCCGCCCGGAGGCGCCUGCGUACGGAACUGGUUUGGAGCCUGUUUUAUACGUUUCUUGCUACUCUCGCCCCUCCUCCCUGGCAGGCCCCACCCGUCCGACAGCGAGCCCCUAGGCGCGACCUACAGCCGAGGGCCCCGAGGCCACCUUCGCACUCUUCGGGCCUGGGGUCCCCAGUGCGUAGCGCCCCAGACUGCCCAGACGGGCCCAGUGGGCGGUGCCUCGCCCCCCACCCAGAAUGCAGACCCCGCCUCCUGCCCCUGACUCCGCCCCUUCUCCCCUCCCCGACCCCCACACUGGAUUGCCGUGGGGUCUAAUCAGUUGAGGUGUCUAACUGGCCCAGAGUGUCCCACAGAUGGCUUGGGGCUUGGGGGAGGUUGAAGUUCGGAGAAGUGGGCCUUGAGCCCCACAUGGAGUCUGGGGAGGUGGCUCAGGGGCCCAGGGAUGGCCCCGCCAGAACCCCUGCGGUGUGGCUGCAGGAUGGGGCCCGCAGAGAUUGGUUCCUGAGGGGCCAAGGGAAGCAGGGUGAGGGGACCAGAAGCCUGGGGUUCACGUGGCCGGCCAGCUGGACUGUACUCAGGUGUCCGGUCUCAUCUGGGCACGUCAGACUUAAACUCUGGUGGCACUUUGAGGUCACAGUUUUAGCCACCUUUGAAGUGGGGGCUGGAGCUGUACAGGGUGGUGUGUGUGUGUGCGUGUGUGUGCACGGUGGGGGGGGUACUUGAUGAACAAAAUAAAAGUGGAGCUGAUUCUGGAGGAGGACGGUGUGUGAGAGCAAGGUGGCGGGCAUGUGUUUUGGGGGUCCAAAGGGGCAGGCAGGAGGAAUGGCCUCUGGCUGAGAAGGCUGGCGGGAGGCAACGUUACUCUCCACGGAGUCUAGCCUGCAGCCCAAGCCGAGGGCCACCAAGCCAGCCUGUCCAGGGGAGGUUGGCUUUGACUCUGUGGCCAGAGGAGAUGCCACCCCAAAUGAUGGCCACCGGAGGCCCAGUCCUGUGCUGGCAGUGGGGGGCAGGGCUCUCCACCUCAGCACUCUGUCUCAGCAGGGCCAGAGCAGGUGAGACUAAGGCCUUGGAGCAGGGGCAGGAGAGCAGGUUUUCCCUGGGCUCAAUAGCACAUUGAGGCUCCCCACCUCGGCUCUUGGGCCGGGCGGGGGGUAGUCAAGGAAGCUCUUGUGGGGGAUGGAUCCCCUGCACCCUGAGGAUGGAAAGCAGGUACAUGGAAGUGAAGGGCAGAGGGCAGCUCCACUGGUGCUUGCCCAUGUGGGGGAAUGGCUUAAGGUUCAGGGGAUGUAAGAAGGGCUGGAGGAGGGCAGGGGGUGCCAUACUAGGGCCUUGCCCAAUCCUUGUGGUAUGUGACAAAUUUGAGGGUCUUGUGAGGAAGAGCUGCCUCCCCCCCACCUCCACCCCACAGGAAGUGGGCACUGCCGACAUCCCUCCCCUGGCUCCAUAGGAGUGUGGGAGCCUGUGGGCUUCCCAGGAAGGGGGCAGGCAUGGCACGGCCCCUCUGCCCUCCCUUUCCCCAAGCACUUAGGCUGUACAUAUUCCACCCCUGUGACCCACCCACUGCCCUCUCCUCACUUAGCGACCACCUGGUAGGCCCAGCCCCUUGGGAUCCGAGCCAAUCAUCCACACCACAGACUUUGGUUUGGGGGGCUUCUUUCCGUUGCUUUUAUUUUCCAUUUUGUACAGAGAUUUUCUUUUCAAGCGCAUCUUUAUCGACUGAAGUAACUUUUCUGGUGCUGUUGUUAACUUGUUCCUUUUCUUAAUUUAUUUUCCCACCCCAGGCCUCCCCUCCUGGUCCCCACUCACCUGUUCCUCUCCCGUCAUCCCACAGAACCAUUUUCUUUGUUUCUUUCUGGCAGAUUUUGGAUAAAUUUCCCUCUCCUCAUCCCCCUCCAUCCCAUCCUUCCCUUGAUUUAAAUAGUCACUGCUACAAGUAACAAAUGCACUGUGAAGCUCCAGUAUUAAUAAAGCUGUACUGUAAUUAA
Echinops telfairi (small Madagascar hedgehog) is the source of this 5149-nucleotide messenger RNA. It is a transcript of the gene MTSS2, whose product is annotated as MTSS I-BAR domain containing 2. The coding region runs from base 834 to 3011 and encodes 725 amino acids. The record is from RefSeq and is a predicted model, not a curated record. Gene Ontology annotation, molecular function: actin binding; phospholipid binding. NCBI's taxonomy places the organism in Eukaryota, Metazoa, Chordata, Mammalia, Afrosoricida, Tenrecidae. Gene Ontology annotation, cellular component: cytoplasmic side of plasma membrane; actin cytoskeleton. The transcript has 15 exons. Gene Ontology annotation, biological process: plasma membrane organization; cell projection assembly.